CCUCCCGGCGCCGCGCGGUGGCUGCUGGGAGUUGUAGUCCGGGCGGCCAUGGCGGAGGAGGGCGAGAGGAAGGCCGCGCUGGAGACGGUCCAGGCAGAUGGGACAGAUGGAAACUGCGUCACGUUUGUGUUGCACGAUGAGGACCACACACUCGGCAACUCUCUCCGAUAUAUGGUCAUGAAGAACCCUGAUGUGGAGUUCUGUGGCUACUGCAUCACGCAUCCCUCUGAAAGCAAGAUCAACUUCCGGAUCCAGACCAGAGGAGGCCUUCCUGCUGUUGAGCCGUUCCGGAAAGGGCUGAAUGACCUGAUGGAUGUUUGCCAACAUGUGCUCAACACCUUUGAGAGGAGCAUGAAGGAAUACAGGGCCCAGAGGGAGGAAGAGAUGCAGUAGCAUUUGGGGAUGGCAGUCCCCAUGGAUGUGUGUAACAUCUGUGUGUUGAAUUCCCCGUGUCAAGCAUUUUUGUUUGGUUGUUUUUUUUAUGACCACUUUGAUGUAAACCUGUAUUUUGUCUAAUAAUAAAGUUUAUGAAGUUUGAUGCCA
This is a messenger RNA of Aquila chrysaetos chrysaetos, 543 nucleotides long. RefSeq names its product DNA-directed RNA polymerases I and III subunit RPAC2-like (gene POLR1D). The transcript is spliced from 5 exons. Gene Ontology annotation, cellular component: RNA polymerase III complex; RNA polymerase I complex. NCBI's taxonomy places the organism in Eukaryota, Metazoa, Chordata, Aves, Accipitriformes, Accipitridae. The record is from RefSeq and is a predicted model, not a curated record. Bases 49 to 393 code for a protein of 114 amino acids. Gene Ontology annotation, molecular function: DNA binding; DNA-directed RNA polymerase activity; protein dimerization activity. Gene Ontology annotation, biological process: DNA-templated transcription.